CCGCCCAUCCCCCGCUGCCCUUUUUUUCCUGGCCGGGCGCGAGGGAGCAUGCCCGGGCCUGGCCUUGGCCAGCGAAGAGUUAAGCCGAGGGGCGUGGAGCGGCCCCUCCUUUGGGGGCGUGCCCCCCUCCCCUGCUAGGCGGCUCUCCCGCCGCGCUAGGGUAUGGCCCCCGGCCCCGGCCCGGGACCCGAGGUCCCGCGCACGGGCCAGUGAAAGACGUCUCCCCGUUCCCGCCCUCCUCAUUCCCUCGCCGGCCAGCACCAUGGGAUGUAAUAUGUGCGUGGUCCAGAAACCGGAGGAGCAGUACAAAGUGAUGCUUCAGGUGAACGGGAAGGAGCUCUCCAAGCUGUCUCAGGAGCAAACCCUGGAGGCCCUGCGCGCCUCCAAGGAGCCCCUGGUGAUCCAGGUGCUGAGGCGCAGCCCCCGCCUGCGGGGGGACAGCUCCUGCCAUGACCUUCAGCUGGUGGACAGUGGCACUCAGACCGACAUCACCUUCGAGCAUAUCAUGGCGCUGGGCAAGCUGCGCCCGCCCACUCCACCCAUGGGCCUCCUGGAGCCGUACGUCCUCUCUGAGCUCCCCCCCAUCAGCCAUGAGUAUUAUGACCCGGCGGAGUUCAUGGAGGGCGGCCCGCAGGAGGCAGACCGUAUGGACGAACUGGAGUAUGAGGAGGUGGAGUUGUAUAAAAGCAGCCACCGAGACAAGCUGGGCCUGAUGGUGUGCUACCGCACAGAUGACGAGGAGGACCUGGGCAUCUACGUCGGAGAGGUAAAUCCCAACAGCAUCGCAGCCAAAGAUGGCCGGAUCCGUGAAGGAGAUCGCAUCAUUCAGAUUAACGGCGUGGAUGUCCAGAACCGAGAAGAGGCAGUGGCCAUCCUGAGCCAGGAGGAGAAUACCAACAUCUCCCUGCUGGUGGCCCGGCCCGAGAGCCAGCUGGCGAAGAGGUGGAAGGACAGUGACCGGGAUGACUUCCUGGAUGAUUUUGGCUCUGAGAAUGAGGGGGACCUUCGUACUAGGAAGCUGAAGUCACCCCCUGCCCAGCAGCCUGGGAAUGAAGAGGAGAAGGGUGCUCCUGAUGGGGGCCCAGGGCUGAGCAAUAGCCAGGAGCUGGACAGCGGAGUGGGCCGGACUGACGAGAGUACUCGCAAUGAAGAAAGCUCCGAACAUGACCUGCUGGGGGAUGAGCCCCCGAGCACCACCAACACCCCCGGAAGCCUGCGUAAAUUUGGCCUGCAAGGGGAUGCCCUGCAGAGCCGGGACUUCCACUUCAGCAUGGACUCCCUGCUGGCCGAGGGGGCGGGGCUGGGAGGAGGUGAUGUGCCAGGCCUCACCGAUGAGGAGUAUGAGCGCUACCGGGAGCUGCUGGAGAUCAAGUGCCAUCUGGAGAAUGGCAACCAGCUGGGCAUCCUCUUCUCCCGGGCCUCCAGUGGCAACAGCGCCCUGGACGUCAACCGCAAUGAGAGCCUGGGCCAUGAGAUGGCCAUGCUGGAGGAGGAGCUUCGGCACCUGGAGUUCAAGUGCCGCAACAUCCUGCGGGCCCAGAAGAUGCAGCAGCUGCGGGAGCGCUGCAUGAAGGCCUGGCUGCUGGAGGAGGAGAGUCUCUAUGACCUGGCGGCCAGUGAGCCCAAGAAGCACGAGCUGUCUGACAUCUCUGAGCUGCCCGAGAAGUCAGACAAGGACAGUACCAGCGCCUAUAACACAGGGGAGAGCUGCCGCAGCACUCCACUGCUGGCAGAGCCCCUGCCCGAGAGUCCCCUGAAGCGAGCCACUGCUGGCAACUCCAACUUGAACCGGACCCCUCCUGGCCCCCCUGUUGCCACCCACCCCAAGGUGGCCCCUACACCUGGGAGCCCUGCCAAGUUCCGAUCCCUCUCCCGGGAUCCCGAGGUGGGCCGGAGACAGCACGCAGAGGAGCGUGUCCGCCGCAGUCCGAAGACUGGGGUGACCCUGGAGCGUGUGGGCCCUGAAGGCAGCCCUUACCUCUCGAGGCGCCACCGUGGCCAGGGCCAGGAGGGCGAGCACUACCACAGCUGUGUGCAGCUGGCCCCGACACGGGCCCUGGAAGAGCUGGGCCAUGGCUCCUUGAGUUUGGCUGGUGGCCCUCGGGUGGGUGGGGUGGUGGCCGCAGCCGCCGAAGCACCCCGCAUGGAGUGGAAGGUGAAGGUGCGCAGUGACGGCACACGCUACGUGGCCAAGCGGCCAGUGCGCGAUCGGCUGCUGAAGGCCCGGGCCUUGAAGAUCCGGGAAGAGCGCAGCGGCAUGACCACUGAUGACGACGCCGUGAGCGAGAUGAAGAUGGGCCGCUACUGGAGCAAGGAGGAGCGGAAGCAGCACCUGAUCCGCGCGCGGGAGCAGCGGAAGCGACGGGAGUUUAUGAUGCAGAGCCGCCUGGAGUGUUUGAGGGAGCAGCAGAAUGGCGAUAGCAAGCCCGAGCUCAACAUCAUUGCCCUGAGCCACCGCAAGACCAUGAAGAAGCGAAACAAGAAGAUACUAGACAACUGGAUCACCAUCCAGGAGAUGCUGGCCCACGGUGCACGCUCAGCUGAUGGCAAGAGGGUCUACAACCCUCUGCUCUCAGUCACCACCGUCUGAGCUGGGGGGGUAGGAGUCUGGCCCAGGCCCAUAGAGCCUCUCAGGCCGGCCCUCACCCUCCCUUAGAAUCUAGUGUGUGUGUCUGCGUGUGUGCUUGCACACUGCAGGCGCACGCUCCUACCUGUCUUUGUGUGUGCACAGGACUUUGUUAACAGAGAAGCCCCGAGAAGAGACACUUGUUUUCCAUCGUCCUUCUCUCCAAGAGACCACGUCGACAGCUGGCAUUGAGGGAACAGCUAUAGUGGACAGCCCUGUGUGUGUG
This is a messenger RNA of Castor canadensis (American beaver), 2852 nucleotides long. RefSeq names its product PDZ domain containing 4 (gene Pdzd4). Gene Ontology annotation, molecular function: protein binding. Lineage: Eukaryota; Metazoa; Chordata; Mammalia; Rodentia; Castoridae. The record is from RefSeq and is a predicted model, not a curated record.